AUGUUGACUGACCGUUUUCAGUUCUUCUUCUGUAGUGACCCAGGAGACUUGAGACCAUCAGCGCCAUCUAGACCUCUGGUGCCUGACCUUCUCUCUCACAGACUGGUCAGAAGAAGCCCAGAGAGACAUGUUGUCUCCACCGCUACGUCCAAGUCCCUGCUGACUGACAGAGGGGGCAGUGGUGUAGUCUGGACACGGCUGCAGGAUGUUUUGUCAUCACUGGAGGACUCCAUCAGCUGUAGAAGGACCUGGUCCGCUCCCAUCACAGCUUCUGACCAAGACAAACACAGAGAGCACCUCAGAGCGGCCCAGGAGAGCUGGCUGAAGUCCAGCCAGAUACUGGAGGAGAUGGAGAGAGAGUUUGGAAUAUCAUGUCAGUCCAUCUUGUUAAGGGACCAGAGUCGGCGGGACAACGUGGACGUGGACAAAUCUGACCCCGCCCUGAGGAACACCUCACAGUGCCAGCAGGAAGAUCUGGGACGAGCACAGAACACGAUCAGUCUGAUGGAAGAGGAAAAAUACAAGUUCAUGGGUCUCCAUAGGUCAUGGAGGUCAGGCAGUCGCUCCCCCUCAUACCGACCCCCCACCGCUGGAUCUUUCAGUUCAGAUGUGGGCUCUCCUCCGUUCCCUGGUUCUCCUUUACUCCACAGGAGAUCAAGCAGAGGUUUAACACCUCUGUCUCCUGUAGGAGACGUGUCUCCGCUGGGCUCCGUGAACUCAGACAGUCCUUGUCCCAGUCCCAUCAGUGCAGAGCCUGAGACUGAGAGACUGAACAGGUACGUGGAGAGGCUGAAGGCCAGAAAUGAGCGUCUGACCGCAGCGCUGGAGAGGAGGAAGGCAGAGUGUGAGCAGCUGACCUACACUCUGCACAGACUGGAGGCUGACUGCUCUGGCCUGCAGAGGGCUCUCAAGUACAGCGAGGACUGUGAGGAGGCCUACAGCCAGCUCCUGUCACUUUACGAGGCCAAGACGCAGCAGAACAUUCCUCUGCCCUCGGACCCAGCAGGGGCAGCGGGAGAGGAGCAGCAGCCUGACCAUCCAUCAUCAGAGGAACUGUCCACCUCCUUCUCAACAGCAGGGGUCACAGAAGAGACAGAAGAACAGAGUUAUUCAGGGCAGAGGGCAACAGAGUUGGAGGACAGAGAGGCUGCUCUUCGUCAUCAGAUUGACCGCCUGAAAAUGGAGCGCGCAGCCAUUUAUCUCCCUAAAGUGAGCCCAGGAGUGGAGAACAAAGUCAGCCCUGAGACUGGACAGCCCGCUGGGUCCAAAGGAGGACAUGUGACUAAAGAUAACAUCAGACCUCUGGAUGCAAAGAAAGAAAAGACCUCUCUCUUCUAUGAACUCAUUUCAGUCAGGGAGGAAAUGUCAGAUCUGCGAUCUCUGAUCCGUCUCAAGGAGAAAGAGCUGCGGUGCCUGGAGUGGAGUCUGAUGGCACAGAAAGCCCAAGAAGCAGCAGGAGUUUUUGUCCCAGAAAGUCUCAGAGAGGAGCUUGAGGACAGUAAGAGUGAACAACAGAGGUUUGAUGUCACAGAUGGAGACGGUGCUGAGGCUCGGACCAGACCCAUCCUGAAAGAUCUCCAGGCAGUUCUGCAAAGGGAACAGGCCCUGAAGAAGAGAUUGGCUUUGGUCCAUGACUCAAUAAACACAGUUCUUCCAGACAGUUCUUCACAGAGAAAGGACAGCGGAGACCAGAUGGCCCGUCUGGCACAAGCCCACAGCAAAGCCUUAAACUCAUACAGGCAGAUACGGAGGAAGUACCGGGAGCAGGUGUGGAGGCUGGAGCAGAAGGUGGCCGCCAUGACAGACCGUCAACACCAGGGUGCAGCACCAAAAACAGCAGGAGAGGCUGUGGAGUGGAGGAGAGAAGAGACCGUUCUCUGAAUCUGUGACCUCUGAGUCGGUCUACAGUUAAACACCCAGACGUACAGUAUAGUCGGAUUACUUUCAUAUGUAUUUCCAGCUGUACAUAACGGACCAUUUACCAAGCCCCGCCCCGCCUCUUUGUCACUGCUGCUCAGGUCCAUUAAACAUUUAGGAGUUAACAUGGCACUUCCACUUUGCUUGCUUGUUUGCCCAUCUCAUCAGGCUUAUCUAAGUCCUUGACCUCUGGACAGCCAAGACUAUCAGCAGUGUGUGUGUGUGUGUGUGUGUGUGUGUGUCAACCCACCUCCACCCCUGAUCUGACCUAAGGCCACAGCCUGUUACAAACCUACAGUAUGCGCUGGAAAAAAAGUGAAACCAAAGUGGAGUGGAGACCUGGAUCACUGAGGCAGACGGAGCAGAGAAAGAUGUUCGUCUUUAAUUUAACAGGAUAUGAUCUGAACUACGGGGACGUACUAUAUAUGUAGGUUCAUACUAAUGCAGAACAGAUAGAUAAAGAAGAUAAAGAAAAGUCCAUUGAAAACAUGUGUGAGCUGAGAGAGCCUUGGCUGUGAUUGGUCAGUCUGCAAUUUGUGGGUGGGACUUAUGAUCAUUUAAUUCCUUGUUUAAAUAAUAUGGAAAUAUACUGUAUAUAAAUGAUGAUAAUGCAAAUUAUUGUUACAUUUAUUAAUACAUUGUAAACAUAAAACACAAAAUGUUGUUAAUUACUGUCCAGAAAAUUAAAUGCUAAGCAAGAAAAAAAAAGGUUUGACAAAAAUAAAGGGUUGAUAUUGUUA
Messenger RNA from Cynoglossus semilaevis (tongue sole), 2657 nucleotides. It is a transcript of the gene ushbp1, whose product is annotated as Usher syndrome 1C binding protein 1. The transcript has 12 exons. NCBI's taxonomy places the organism in Eukaryota, Metazoa, Chordata, Actinopteri, Pleuronectiformes, Cynoglossidae. The record is from RefSeq and is a predicted model, not a curated record. The coding region runs from base 1 to 1881 and encodes 626 amino acids.